AUGGCGUCCCCAAGACCAUCGCGCGACUCCCUUUCUUCCGUAUCUACGACCAGUCUCGUAUUCGAACGACUUAGCGAACGAGAGAAGCUUAACGAAAGUUUUACCGAUUUGGAUAAUGAAGAUCCGUUACAUGAUAAUGCCUCCGAGGACGAAGCCGGAGGCUUCUUACCUCCACUUCCGGAAAGGAAGGUCGUCGGGGUAGAUAAGUCUCUAAAGAGGUUCGUCCUCGUUAUGGCUGGCGUAUUCCUUGCUGCCUGGCUCGUUGGUCUAUUCACUUAUUUAUCAACCAAAUCCUAUCAGCACUCCUCUCAGAAAGAGCACGACGCGGCUGCUACCGAGUCCCGAGGGUCUGGGAAGAAAAUUACGUUGGACCAGAUAUUAGACGGGUACUGGCGACCUCAGAGUCAUGGGAUAAGUUGGAUCGCGGGCGCGAAUGGAGAAGAUGGAUUACUGUUGGAAAAAGGUGCGAUCGGAAAGGAUUUUCUCGUCGUUGAAGAUGUCCGGAGCAAGAAUGAAGACGACACCGCAGGCGGUGGCAAGAUCAAGUCUGCACAGACGCUCAUGCAGCAGUCUUGGUUCAAGGCUGGCGAUCAACAACUAACGCCAGAUCAAGUCUGGCCAAGCCCCGAUCUAAAGAAAGUACUUAUUGCUACUGAAACCAAGAACGUAUGGAGAUAUUCUUUCACGGCAGUUUACUGGAUAUUCGAUGUCGCGUCUCAAACUGCUGAGCCCUUAAACCCUCAGGAUCCCCACCUUCGAGUCCAGCUUGCUCAGUGGAGCCCGAAGAGCGAUGCCAUUAUCUAUACGAGUGCGAAUAACCUCUAUGUGCGACGGCUAGGAAGCAAGGACGUGGUGCAGAUCACGAAAGAUGGCGGACCGGAAUAUUUCUACGGCAUUCCUGACUGGGUUUAUGAAGAAGAGGUCUUCGGCGAUAAUAGCGCAACCUGGUGGUCCGAGAAAGGGGACUUUGUGGCUUUCUUGAGGACGAACGAGACCUUGGUGCCCGAAUACCCGAUCCAAUUUUUUAUUGAUAGGCCAAGUGGCGAGGAACCUCCCGCCGGAGAAGAGAACUACCCGGAAGUACAGCAGUUGAAAUAUCCCAAGGCCGGCUCGCCCAACCCGUUUGUGGACCUCCUCUUCUACGAUAUGGUCAAAGGCGAUGUUUUCUCGGUCGAAAUUGAAGGAGGUUUUGCUGCGGAUGACUUGUUGAUCACCGACAUCACGUGGGCCGGAAAUAAGGUCAUCGUGAAGGAGACGAACCGUGUUAGCGACAUUAUGCGGGUUGUUCUGAUCGAUGUCGCCUCCCGGACGGGGAAGACGGUCAGGACGGUUGAUGUGGGCAAACUAGACGGCGGCUGGUUAGAAAUCUCACAUGAUACCACAUAUAUCCCUGCUGACCCUUCAAACGGUAGGCCUAAGGAUGGCUACAUUGACACUGUCAUCAAGGAUGAUAGGGAUCACUUGGCAUACUUUAGCCCUCUGGACUCCGAUGAACCGGUCAUGCUAACAUCGGGGAACUGGGAGGUUGUUUCAGCACCUUCUGCGGUUGACCUGAAGAAUAACCUUGCAUAUUUUGUCGCUACGAAGGAAUCUUCUAUUCAGCGACACAUAUACAGUGUUAAGUUUGACGGAUCUCACUUAAAAGAGAUGAUAGAUGUCAGUAAGGAAGGUUAUUAUGAUGUUUCGUUUUCCGCUAAGGCUGGCUACGCCUUAGUCACGUACAAGGGACCAAAUAUCCCUAUGCAAAAGGUCAUGAGCACCCCCGGCAAUCCAGAGGUAUACGAGCACAUCAUUGAAGAGAACAAGGAGUUGGCGGACAAGGCGAAGAAGCACGAGCUGCCAUUGCUAGACUACGGUACAAUUACCGUAGAUGAUGUCGAGCUUAACUACGUCGAGCGCCGGCCACCCCACUUCGACCCGAAGAAGCGUUACCCUGUGCUUUUCCAACAGUACUCUGGUCCGGGUUCACAGUCGGUAGAUAAGCGGUUCGUUGUAGAUUUCCAGUCAUACGUCGCCGCCAACUUGGGUUAUAUCGUCGUAACCGUCGACGGGCACGGGACGGGAUUCAUAGGGCGAAAAGCGCGCGUGGUUGUACGAAAGCACCUCGGAGAAAUUGAGGCGCAUGAUCAGAUUGCAGCGGCCAAGAUCUGGGCUGAAAAAUCAUACAUCGACGAAUCGCGGGUCGCAAUCUGGGGAUGGUCGUACGGUGGCUUCCAGACGCUUAAGACACUUGAGCAAGAUGCGGGUGCUACGUUCAAGUAUGGCAUGGCGGUGGCGCCGGUGACGGACUGGCGCUUCUAUGACAGUAUCUACACAGAGCGGUACAUGCUCACGCCGCAGCAGAACGCGCAGGGCUACGACAAAACUGCCGUUAGCAAUGUUACGGCGUUGGCGCAGAAUGUGCGCUUCCUUAUUAUGCACGGCGUCGCUGAUGAUAACGUGCACAUGCAGAACACGCUCACGCUGUUAGAUAAACUGGACCUGGCUGGUGUGGAGAAUUAUGAUCUGCACAUGUUCCCCGACAGCAACCAUGGUAUCUACUUCCAUAAUGCGAAUCGCAUCGUUUACGAUAAACUGAACAACUGGCUUAUCAACGCGUUUAACGGCGAAUGGCUCAAGGUCGCUCAUGCGAAGCCCAUACCCAACAAGGCGAAGAGAGAUAUAGAGAUGGUUAGGAACUCGGGACCGGAAGUCGUCGAGGGCCAACACUUGGAGUUGCAAUAUCUAUCCGGGGUGGAUUUAUUAUAGACUGCAUUGUAUAGCGGCGUAUUGGUGUAUACUUGUUUGGAUUGUACACUUUUGAAUAAACGACAUUUCGGGAAAUAAAUAUGAUAUGAAGCUUCCUGGUGUCGAGUUUCGAGUGGGGAGCUCGGUGAUGUUAUUUACGAUGUUAAGGCUGCAUAUAUUCUGGUAUAUUA
Molecule: messenger RNA, 2918 nt
Organism: Daldinia caldariorum
Lineage: Eukaryota; Fungi; Ascomycota; Sordariomycetes; Xylariales; Hypoxylaceae
Product: dipeptidyl peptidase IV N-terminal region-domain-containing protein
Exons: 3
Coding region: 1-2748 (915 amino acids)
Biological process (GO): proteolysis
Molecular function (GO): serine-type peptidase activity; dipeptidyl-peptidase activity
Source: RefSeq, a predicted model, not a curated record